AUGGCUAACAUGUUUUCUGAGAGGCAACAGGAAAAUUUGCCUAACACUUCUGAAGUGAAUCCAAAAAGAGAUGGAAAGGAGUAUUGCAAAGCAGUUACCUUGAGAAGUGGUAAAGAAUUAGAAGCUCCGGUGAGAAUUGAAAAGCUUGAGAAAGAUAAGCAGAGGGUGUUGUCUCAAACACAAGAGGCUACAAAAAAGGAUAUUGAAGUUAAGGUAGAAACUCAAGCACUAACUCCUCAAGAACCAUCUCUCAGAAUUCCUUUUCCUCAACGCCUGAAGAAAAGCAAACUAGAUCAACAGUUUGCUAAAUUCAUCAAUGUAUUCAAGAAAUUUCACAUCAAUAUCCCAUUCACUAAAGCUCUAGAACAAAUGCCGAGUUAUGUGAAGUUUAUGAAAGACAUCUUGUCAAACAAGAGGAAACUAGAGGACUAUGAAACAGUUGCACUUACUGAAGAGUGCAGUGCCAUAUUACAAAGGAAGUUGCCCCAGAAGCUUAAAGAUCCAGGGAGUUUCACCAUCCCUUGUUCAGUUAGGAAUGUUGUGUUCGAGAAGGCAUUAUGUGACUUAGGUGUAAGCAUCAACUUAAUGCCUUUAUCUAUCUUUCAAAAGUUGGGUUUAGGUGAAGCAAGACCUACCACAGUGACACCACAAUUGGCAGAUCGCUCUAUUAAGCACCCUAGAGGAGUAAUUGAGGAUGUGCUCGUUAAAGUUGACAAGUUUAUCUUCCCUGCAGAGUUCAUAGUUCUUGACAUGGAGGAAGAUAAAGAAAUACCUAUCAUACUUGGAAAAUCAUUUCUAGCGACAGGAAGAGCACUUAUCGAUGUUCAAAAGGGUGAACUGCACCUUCAGGUACAAGAAGAAUACUUAAUUUUUAAUGUCUUCAAUACUAUAAAAUACCCAGAAGCAAGUGAUAGUUACUUUCGGAUUGAUGAAAUGGAAGCUAUAGUGUCUAACCAUGUGGGUCAAUCAGAUCCCUUGGAGACUAGCUUAUUGCAAAAUGAUUCUUCAAUCAUGAAGGAUGAGGAGGUGAUAGAGUAUUUACGGUGGAUGGAUUCCUUUGAGCCAAAUAAAAGGAAAUACUUUGAAACUCUGGGACAAAGCUCCUCACGUCCCAUGCCAUCAAUUGAAAAGCCGCCGAAUCUCGAACUAAAACCAUUACCGGCACAUUUUCGUUAUGCAUAUCUUGGUGAAUCAUCAACUUUACCGGUAAUCAUUUCCUCUGUACUCUCUCUUGAAGAAGAAGAUAAGUUAUUAAGAGUGCUGAGAGACCACAAGUCUGCAAUUGGGUGGUCUUUGGCAGAUAUUAAGGGAAUUCGCCCAUCUAUGUGUAUGCAUCGUAUUCUGUUGGAAGACAACAUCAAACUAUCAGUGGAAGCACAACGAAGACUUAAUCCAACCAUGAAAGAGGUAAAAGGAGGAAUGACGGUAGUGAAGAAUGAAAAUAACGACCUUAUCCCUACAAGAACUGUUAUAGGAUGGAGAAUAUGCAUUGAUUACAGGAAGUUAAGUAAAGCCACACGAAAAGAUCAUUUUCCUUUACCUUUUAUUGAUCAGAUGCUAGAUCGGUUAGCGGGCCAUGAGUACUACUGUUUUCUAGAUGGCUAUUCCAGAUACAAUCAAAUAGCCAUAGCACCAGAGGACCAAGAGAAGACUACAUUUACAUGUCCUUAUGGCACUUUUGCUUUUCGAAGAAUGCCGUUUGGAUUAUGCAACGCUCCUAGCACUUUUCAAAGGUGUAUGAUGGUUAUUUUCUCAGACAUGGUGGAGCGGAUAAUUGAGGUAUUUAUGGAUGACUUUUCUGUCAUUGGAAAUUCAUCUGAUGAUUGCCUUGACAAUCUUAAACAGGUGCUAAUCCGAUGUGAAUAAACUAACUUAGUUUUAAAUUGGGAGAAAUGUCAUUUUAUGGUGCGUGAAGGCAUAGUUUUGGGCCACCGGAUUUCUUCCAAAGGCAUUGAGGUUGAUCGAGCUAAGAUCGAGACAAUAGAAAAGUUACUACCACCAACAUUAGUAAAAGGGAUAAGGAGUUUUUUGGGUCACGCGGGCUUCUACAGAAGAUUUAUCAAUAACUUUUCUAAGAUCUCCAAGCCACUCUCAAGUCUUCUGGUGCAAGGCACUUCUUUUGUUUUCAGUGAAGAGUGUCAACGGGUAUUCUAUAAUCUCAAAGAGAAACUUGUGUCUGCACCAAUUAUUGUAACUCCAGAUUGGGAGUUGCCAUUUGAAUUGAUGUGCGAUGCGAGUGAUUAUGCGGUAGGGGCUGUUCUUGGGCAACGCAAGAAUAAGGUGUUUCAUGCUAUCUACUACGCCAGUCGCACUCUCAAUGAUGCCCAACUUAAUUAUGCAACCACAGAGAAGGAGUUAUUGGCAAUUGUGUUCGCCUUUGACAAGUUUCAGCCUUAUUUAAUCAGCAAUAAGGUAAUUGUUUUCACAGAUCAUUCUGCAAUUAAGUACCUUAUGACCAAGAAGGAUGCUAAACCGAGACUCAUCCGUUGGGUGCUGUUAUUACAAGAAUUUGACUUGGAGAUAAGAGAUAAGAAAGGAAUAGAAAAUCUCGUGGCGGAUCACCUCUCUAGACUUGAAUUACCGAAGGAAGAAGAAGUGAAAAAGCCUCCAAUUGAUGAUAAAUUUCCUGAUGAGCAACUAUUCACUAUUUACUCUGCAAAGCUGCUUCCUUGGUAUGCCGAUAUUGUGAACUACCUUGCAGCCAAAAUUGUACCUUCGGAGUUUUCUUAUCAACAAAAGAAGAAGUUUUUCUCCAAUGUCAAGCAUUAUUAUUGGGAGGAACUGGUGCUUUAUAAACAUUGCGCAUAUCAAAUUAUUCAGAUAUGUGUCCCGGAAGAAGAGAUGGAGGAUAUCCUAAGGCAUUGCCAUACACUUGAGUGUAGAGGCCAUUUUAGGGGAAAUCAAACUGCCGCUAAAGUUCUCCAAUCGGGAUUCUAUUGGCCAAGCUUGUUCAAGGAUGCUUAUGCUUUCGUGACGGCGUGUGAUAGAUGCCAAAGAAUGGGGAAUAUUUCUAGGAGGAAUGAAAUGUCACUGCAAACUAUUCUAGAAGUGGAGUUAUUCGACGUAUGA
Morus notabilis is the source of this 3069-nucleotide messenger RNA. RefSeq lists its product as uncharacterized. The record is from RefSeq and is a predicted model, not a curated record. The transcript is spliced from 2 exons. NCBI's taxonomy places the organism in Eukaryota, Viridiplantae, Streptophyta, Magnoliopsida, Rosales, Moraceae.